CCUUUAUACAUACAUGUCACCUGUCAUGACAAAAGUCAAAACAAAGAAGCAUGUUUUUAAGAAAUAUUGUUGAAUAACAGGCCAGGAAAUUGUGAUUUAUCCAGAAAACUAUAUGCGAUCACUAUGCAGUUGUCUGAAAUAGAUAACGUUAAGAUCUACAAUCUCAGCGUUGGAAAAUCUUUACCCGACUGGCUAACAGAAAGAAAGAAACGCGCACUAUUGAAAAAAAAUGUUGACCUGAGGCGAAGAAUUGAAUUGAUUCAAGAGUUUGAUAUGCCAGGUGUAAGCACCAGCUUACGGGUAUCUAAGGAUGGGCAAUACAUAAUGGCUGCAGGCAUCUAUAAACCAAGGAUCAAAUGUUACGAUGUCAACAAUUUGUCUCUAAAGUUUGAACGGUGUUUAGACUCUGAAGUAGUCACUUUCGAAAUAUUGAGUGAAGAUUACUCAAAGAUUGUGUUUUUACAAUGUGAUCGUUAUGUAGAAUUCCACGUGGGACAUGGACGUCAUUAUCGCUUACGUGUACCCCGGUUUGGAAGAGACAUUGCAUACCAUCGGCCAUCAUGUGAUCUCUUCGUAGUUGGUGCCUCAUCAGAAGUGUACAGAUUGAAUUUAGAAAUAGGACAGUUUUUGGCACCAUAUGUCACAAAAGCAACUGAAAUAAAUUGCUGUGCUGUCAAUGAAGAACAUGGAUUAUUAAUGCUUGGAACAGAAUCUGGCCAUGUGGAGGCGUGGGAUCCACGGACCAAGACUAGACAGGGAAUACUAGAUUGUGCCAUGCACUGUACAGAUUCAGAAUAUAGAAAUGACAAAUUGCCUGCUAUAACUGCUGCAAAGUUUGAUGGUCCCCUCAGGAUGGGCGUAGGCACAUCUACAGGCCAUGUGCUGUUGUAUGAUAUCAGAUCAAGCAAACCUCUCUUAGUUAAAGACCACAUGAAUGAAAUGCCAAUAAAGAAAUUAGAAUUUCAUAAAUCAAUGAAUUAUGUAUAUUCCAUGGAUUCUACUGUUGUGAAGAUAUGGGAUAAAAAUACAGGCAAACAAUACACAAGUAUUGAAUCAUCAGUUGAUUUCAAUGAUUUAUGUGUUAUACCAAACACAGGACUAAAUAUGAUGGCUGUUGAGGACCAAAAAAUGCAAAUAUAUUAUAUUCCUUCUCUAGGUCCUGCUCCCAGAUGGUGUGCUUUCUUAGAUAACUUGACUGAGGAAUUGGAGAGCUCAGCAUCACAAACAGUCUAUGAUGAUUACAAAUUCAUCACCAAACAAGAAUUAGAAUCAUUAGGGCUAGACCAUUUACUUGGAACAAAUCUAUUAAGAGCAUACAUGCAUGGAUACUUUGUAGAUGUCAGAUUAUACAAGAGGGCGAAAUCUAUUGCGGAUCCAUUUGCGUUCGAACAGUAUAAGAAACGUAAGAUCAGAGAAAAGAUUGAACAAGAGAGGCCAUCCAGAUUAAAAGUUGAAGAUAACUUACCCAAAGUUAACAGGGAUUUGGCUUCCAAACUUAUGGAAGAUGGAGGGAAAAAGAAGAAACAAUCUGCUAAUCUUCUUAAAGAUGACCGUUUCAAGGCAUUGUUUGAAAACCCUGACUUUGAGGUGGACAGAUCAGCUGAAGAAUAUCGCUUACUCAAUCCAGUUUUGUCCAGGCUAGAUAAAAACAAGGAAAAGAAAGUGGAAACUGAAUCUAUGCAGGUGGAAGAAACGGAAGAUAAAGACUCUGAUAUGGAAUUCUACGACACUAGUGACGGCGAUAGUUCUGAUGAAGACAGAUCAUGGGUUAAGGAAGUUAAGAAGCAACACAAAAUCAUUCGAAACAAUUCUAGAAAAGAGGACGAUUCCCAAUUAGACGAGGAGACAGUUUAUGAAUCAAACAAAGCGCCAAGAACAACACAUACUUUAAAAAGUUUAUCACGGGUUAGCAAAGCCAGCUUAGGAGAUCGUUUAGCAAAAGAGAGCUUUUCAACAAUGGUCACCAAUAUUGGAGGUAAUCGCGAAAUGAAGUUUAGUAUGAGAGGCAAGAAAUCAGACUCCGAAAAUAAUAGAAAAAUGAAGAAACAUCAUCAGGAAAGAAAGCAAUUUGUACGGCGAACAGGAUUUCUAGCAAAAAAGAAAAUGAAACCUUUUUAUGUAUCCUUUUUAACUCUCUUCAAAAGUACUUAUAAUUUGGUAAUAAAAGAACAAAUGUGCAGAUGGGUAGAUAUGGGCAAUAAACUGGAUAAUGUAAAUUUUUUAAAUGAUUAUGUAGCUAGUGAUUUACUGGACAGCCAUGUACUGGGGAACGACAAGCUUGCUGAACCAGCGAUGGAGAGAUCUACCAGGUCCAGUCUCGACGCCAAUAGUGUCGACAUUGGAGAAAUAACGGAAUCCCCAGAUACUGAAUACAUGAGUACUUCUGCAAUAUUACAUUACUGUAAAUCUAAGAUAUUACUUCCUUAUUUAAAACUGUUAACUAUUAUGGGACUACGGCCGGUACUAGAUGUAUCGAAUUCUUCUAAGUGCGCAAUAUGUUGUUCACAUUUUCACUCAAUACAGGUGGCCAUACUCAUGUUUUUAGGAUACGUUCUUCAAUAUAUGGCUUGUUUCAGGCGGGACAGAGGAUUCUGUUACAAGUUAGUUCCGCUGGCGUUGACGUCCACCUUAGAAUAUGACAACUAUAAACAAGUGUGUUAUGGAAAUGUUAUCUUCACAUAUAUCGGGCCCAGUAUAUUGCAUUACGUGGGAUUUUUAUACGCCCUAUAUUUAUUUCGGAUAUCAGAUAACGAACAAUUACAAAAUCUAAUGGAAAGGGUAUUUCUACUGUCCUCAUAUUCACCACAAGGAAUGCCCACAACAAAGCCAAAACGGCUGUUACACAUGUUGUGGUUCUUUAUAAUAUUAAGCGUCCUGUGGAUGUGUCUGUCAUUAUGUUCAGUCAACUUGAUGUUGGCUAGAGGCAAUAUCAUCUUUAGGUGGAUGGAAACCAGUUCAUAUGAAGUCACAAUGUUGCUAAAGAUCUUACUAAUAGUAUGCACAUUGAUUCACGACAUGGUGCAAGCAACUAUCAUUACAAGUUACUGCCUGCAAGCACAGCUGCUACAAGCUCAUCUCAUGUUCCUCAAAGAGCGCCUUCUUAAUCGAACUAUUACUCCACUUAAUUGGAUGAGAGAAAUAGCAGAAUUCCGUAAACUUUUAAAAUACUUGAACGACGAUCUAGCGCCCGCAGUCUGUUUGUUCACCAUAGUGAACAUCUCAUGGGCGACCUCUGGUGUCAUGUGGCUGCUCAACUUAGAUAAAGUGGAUACGGAGACAGAACCACUAGUGGGCAUCAGCAUUCUCAACGAGCUUUUGUGGAUCUCAGCGGUCGUUGUACCAUUUGUUCAGGCUGCUCGUCUAUCAAAAGAGUGCCGUCGCACGCAGUCGGUGGGGCACGAGCUGUGCGUGCGGCCCUUCCUGCACCAGGACACGUCGCAGGAGGACAUCACCAGCGUGCUCAUGUACGCCUCCACGCUGCGGCUGCACGCCAAGCUCUUCCACUACCCCAUCGCUGGGCGGUACCUCUGUCUCGUGCUAACGCUCACCGUCAUCGUGCUCUUCUCACUCGGCAUGUGCCAUCUAUUACAAUAAUCUACCAAUAUACAACUUAUAUUGGUAAAUAGAAUAAUAAGACUGUUUUGUAAAUAAUUUAUCAAUUUCUAUUAUGUAAAUAAUUUUAAUUAAUUUAAUUGUUGAACUAAAAUUAUAUUGAUUUUUUAAAUAAAUUUUGAAAAUUGCGCCUAUGUAAUUGAAGUUAGAAUAUCGGGAUA
This is a messenger RNA of Helicoverpa armigera (cotton bollworm), 3773 nucleotides long. It is a transcript of the gene l(2)34Fd, whose product is annotated as lethal (2) 34Fd. The coding region runs from base 124 to 3594 and encodes 1156 amino acids. NCBI's taxonomy places the organism in Eukaryota, Metazoa, Arthropoda, Insecta, Lepidoptera, Noctuidae. Gene Ontology annotation, cellular component: small-subunit processome; nucleolus; 90S preribosome. The record is from RefSeq and is a predicted model, not a curated record. Gene Ontology annotation, molecular function: protein binding. Gene Ontology annotation, biological process: maturation of SSU-rRNA from tricistronic rRNA transcript (SSU-rRNA, 5.8S rRNA, LSU-rRNA). The transcript has 19 exons.